AUGAUACGCAUACCAGGAAUGCCGCUGCUUCCAGGGACCACUUUUCGGGAUAUCACCAAAACAAAAUAUCCCAAACCGCAAUCGUUGAUGAACUACAAGGGCAUUAGUAUGCUAAAUGAUCGCAAACCCCCUGGCUUGGUAGACCCCAGUGGCAUGAUAGUUGACCCCAAUUGCCCCCCGGCACAAAUACCCUCCGUUUAUCCACCAAAAGUUGGUCCCAAAUUACCACCCUGGUUGGCAUAUGAUAAACAGGUCCUCUGUUUCAAUGCCUAUUUUAAAGAGACCCUUCAGGAGGUCUAUCAUGCACCCUAUCAAGUGCGGAAAGUUAAAAUAUUCUAUUAUCUAGAAGAUGGUACAAUGCAAAUUGUUGAACCGAAGGUGCUCAAUUCCGGUAUACCACAAGGUUGUAUGGUACAUCGUCAGCGCAUACCCAAGCCACCACCCUGUCAAACGGAAUUUAUAUCGAUAUUAGAUUUGAAUGUUAAUACUACAGUGCAGAUAUUCGAUAGGGUAUAUCACAUAACAAGUUGUGAUAAAUUUACAAGGCAUUUUUUGAAUAAAUCGGGUAUACCGGUGCCCGAUCCCGUUGAUGAACCGGUUGAUCCCACCACGGAGAUACGCAAAAGAUCUGCCAUAAAGGUCACCAAUCCCGUACCGAAGAAACACUCAUUUGCCCAGUUCUUGGAAUAUGAUCGCAUGGUUCUGAAAUUCCAAGGUUAUUGGGAUGAUCGUUCAGAAUUUGGUGAUGUCCGCAAAUUGGAAAUUUGUUAUUAUUUAUCCGAUGAUACGAUUGAUAUUAAGGAACAUUUCCCUAGGAAUUCGGGUAGAGAAGGUCCGACGACAUUUUUGAAGAGAUGCAAAUUGCCGAGG
Molecule: messenger RNA, 870 nt
Organism: Musca vetustissima
Lineage: Eukaryota; Metazoa; Arthropoda; Insecta; Diptera; Muscidae
Product: EF-hand domain-containing family member C2-like
Exons: 3
Biological process (GO): regulation of neuron projection development
Cellular component (GO): microtubule
Source: RefSeq, a predicted model, not a curated record